AGCAAACUAAACAGAAAGCUUACAACAGAGGAGGAUUGCAUGUUAAUGCCUUUUGCAGACUGAGCUGGGGCAGAAAGGGGCUGGGCUGCCUUUCAACCUCAUCCCUUCCAAACAAAGGUGUCCAUCCACAGUGUUACUUAUGUUUUUAAUGCAAACAUUAGAGCAUCACAGAACUGGGUAACAAAAGAAACCCACAUAAGCUCCAUCAAGAGAAAACCAUCAGUUUUGUGUAUGUAACACACAUGUACAGGUAAGUGUGUGUUGUAAACCUCAGGUGAGACAUAGAAGCACAGAAGAGUCAGGCAGUUCAUUGACUGGUUUUGGGAGGGGCAAAUGUCAGCUCUUUUAAUCCUUACAAGAUGCUGGUCUACAACACCUUGGCAAUCCGAAGCAUGUCCUACCAGCAGCAUCCACACCAUCUGGCAGUUUGUUACAAAUGCAGAAUCUCGGGCAUCAUUCCAGGGACGGAAGUGAAAUCGGCAUUUUAACAAGAGCUUCCAGGUUACUUGUGUAAACAUGACAAUCUACUCCCCACUGGACUUAUUUGUGGAGCAAGGAAAGAACUGGGCCAAGUUGGGGACACCCACAGUACAGCCAGGGUGGAAAGAGCUUCCCCGAAAUGAGCUGUGGCCCCUGGCCCUCCCAUGGUGUCCCCACGACCUUAGCCUCCAGUCCAUCUUCCCUGCCCCUCUGUCAAGGUUAUGUGGGUCUCUAGUCUACUUAAGAUGCUGGGGUUUUGUUUUGUUUUCAGGCUGUGCUUACUCUUUCGAGGAGCAAAAAGACAAAAUGUAGGCUAUGAAACAAGGUGCGACAGCCACAAGGCCCCAGGUGUAAAAUACCGACGUGCUCAGAAGAGCUGCUGCACCUCCAUAAGCCUCUUUGUUGGUAAAAUGGCACUAAGAGGGGACACCAUGGGACACCAUGAAGAUUAAAGUGUACCUGACAUGUAGCCAGUGCUUACUGUUAAUGUUUGCUAAGUACAUGAUAUGGUUUGCAACCCCUGACCUGUAUGUAGGAGCUGGUCGCUGUCGGCUAAGCAAGGUGGGGGCUGGCCGGCGCCCACCUCCAGCUCGGGUAAGGGUGGCCGUGAGGCUGCGACCAUUUGUGGAUGGGACAGCUGCAGCAGGUGAGCCCCCUUGUGUGCGGGGCCUGGACAGCUGUUCACUAGAGAUUGCCAACUGGAGGAACCACCAGGAGACUCUCAAAUACCAGUUUGAUGCCUUCUAUGGAGAGAGGAGCUCUCAGCAGGACGUCUAUGCGGGAUCAGUGCAGCCCAUCCUGAGGCACUUGCUGGAAGGGCAGAAUGCCAGUGUGCUUGCCUAUGGGCCCACAGGGGCAGGGAAGACGCACACAAUGCUGGGCAGCCCAGAGCAACCUGGAGUGAUUCCCCGGGCUCUCAUGGACCUCCUACAGCUCACAAGGGAGGAGGGCGGCGAGGGCCGGCCAUGGGCUCUCUCUGUCACUAUGUCCUACUUAGAGAUCUACCAGGAAAAGGUAUUAGACCUCUUGGACCCUGCAUCAGGAGACCUGGUGAUCCGAGAAGAUUGUCGAGGAAACAUCCUGAUUCCGGGCCUCACACAGAAGCCCAUCACUAGCUUUGCUGAUUUUGAGCGGCACUUUCUGCCAGCCAGUAGAAACCGGACUGUAGGAGCCACCCGGCUCAACCAGCGCUCCUCCCGCAGUCAUGCUGUGCUCCUGGUUAAGGUGGAUCAGCGGGAACGUCUGGCCCCAUUCCGCCAGCGGGAGGGUAAACUCUACCUGAUUGACUUGGCUGGUUCAGAGGACAACCGGCGUACGGGUAACAAGGGUCUGCGGUUGAAGGAAAGUGGAGCUAUCAACUCGUCCCUGUUUGUACUGGGCAAGGUGGUGGAUGCGCUGAACCAGGGCCUCCCUCGUGUGCCUUACCGGGACAGCAAGCUCACUCGCCUGUUGCAGGAUUCUCUGGGUGGCUCAGCCCACAGCAUCCUCAUUGCCAACAUUGCCCCUGAGAGACGUUUCUACCUAGAUACAGUCUCUGCGCUGAACUUUGCUGCCAGGUCCAAGGAGGUGAUCAAUCGUCCUUUUACCAACGAGAGUCUGCAGCUUCGUGUCUUGGCACCCAUUAAACUGUCUCAGAAAGAACUGGUAGGCCCAUCAGAGGCAAAGAGAGCCCGAGGCCCUGAGGAAGAGGAGAUUGGGAGUCCUGAGCCCACAGCAGCUCCAGCCUCUGCCUCUCAGAAAGUCAGCCCCCUACAGAAGCUGAGCAGCAUGGACCCAGCUGUGCUGGAGCGCCUCCUCAGCUUGGACCGUCUCUUGGGCUCCCAGGGGAGCCAAGGAACCCAUGGGCUGAACACCCCGAGGCGAGAGCGGAUGGUGCUCAUGAAGACCAUGGAAGAGAAGGAUUUGGAGAUUGAGAGGCUGAAGAUGAAGCAAAAAGAACUGGAAGCCAAGGUUUUGGCCCAGGAGGCUGUAGACCCAAAGGAUAAAGAAAACGCCUCUCCUGCAGUGCUCCGACCGCUUGCACGCCGCACAGUCACAGUAGCUAAGCCCCUCAAAAAGGCUGUGGUGAUGCCCCUGCAACUGAUUCAGGAGCAGGCGGCAUCCCCAAAUGCUGAGAUCCAUAUCCUGAAGAAGAAAGGCCGGAAGAGAAAGCUGGAGUCCCUGGAUGCCUCAGAGCCAGAGGAGAAGGCUGAGGACUGCUGGGAGCUACAGAUCAGCCCAGAGCUACUGGCCCAUGGGCGCCAAAAAAUACUAGAUUUGCUGAACGAAGGCUCAGCCCGGGAUCUGCGCAGCCUGCAACGCAUUGGCCAGAAGAAGGCCCAGCUCAUCGUGGGCUGGAGGGAGCUCCACGGCCCCUUCAGCCAGGUGGAGGACCUGGAACGCGUGGAGGGCAUAUCCGGGAAACAGAUGGAGUCAUUCCUGAAGGCGAACAUCUUGGGUCUCGCCGCGUGUCAUCGCUGCGACACCUCCUGACUGCAGGCUCCUUUCCUCACUUGGCCAUUUUUUUUUUAAAUUCUCGUAUAACCGCGUGUCGUGUAAAUACAGUUUUUACUCUGGUG
Leopardus geoffroyi (Geoffroy's cat) is the source of this 3038-nucleotide messenger RNA. It is a transcript of the gene KIF22, whose product is annotated as kinesin family member 22. Bases 922 to 2952 code for a protein of 676 amino acids. Gene Ontology annotation, biological process: microtubule-based movement; mitotic spindle organization; DNA repair. The record is from RefSeq and is a predicted model, not a curated record. Gene Ontology annotation, molecular function: microtubule binding; microtubule motor activity; ATP binding. The transcript is spliced from 14 exons. Lineage: Eukaryota; Metazoa; Chordata; Mammalia; Carnivora; Felidae.